Molecule: messenger RNA, 23675 nt
Organism: Aedes albopictus (Asian tiger mosquito)
Lineage: Eukaryota; Metazoa; Arthropoda; Insecta; Diptera; Culicidae
Exons: 2
Coding region: 16535-21619 (1694 amino acids)
Source: RefSeq, a predicted model, not a curated record
AUCGACAUUUACAAUAGCUAACUAGUGUAUUAAAGAGUAGCGGACGAAUACAAACCAAUAUGAUUUGUAUUUACAAAGUUAUGGUGAUCCAUCCUUAGGUGACCCAUCUUGCCCCGCGGCCGUUUAUAUGGAGAUUAUAUGGAAUGUAUCGCAUAAGAAAAAUGGCUAAAAACCAUUUUAUUUUUAAUUUCCAAUGAGAAUGAAUAAUUUUUCAAUCAAUGCCCCAAACUUUUGUAUAUUCAUGCUGGUCAUCUAACAAAAUUAUUAACAUAAUCAAAACAUGAGUAAUGCGCCCGAAGAUGGCACUGACCCAUCUUGCCCCGCGACCCGUCUUGCCCCGCCCCACCCUAUACAUCAAAACCUCUUGAUAACCUCUUUAAUAGCAUCUUCCGGCUAAGUGGACCACCCUCGGAGAGGGUUUGCAAACCGCAUUAAGAGUAGCAAUAAAACCGUUUUAAAACCUAGUAGAGAAAUUUCCCAUUCUCGAUUGUUGUUGUUUUUUUUUCAUCAAAAACUAUGACAGCUCAAGAUGCAGAGAAGCUUUCGAUGGCACGCAAAGUUCAGGACGAUACAUCAUUCAUAAGUAGAAGCGGUCAUUUCAAAGUAAUAUUUUAGUUGUUAUUGUGUUGGUUGGCUUAUGCGCAUUCAAUUUUACCGUGAAUAUUGGGGUGGCAGAAUCACAAAAUUAAUGCGCUUCAAAAAUAGUAAAUAUUAUCAUCUUGGAAUGAAAUGAAUCAAUUUGUUUAUUUAGUAAAACUAUCUCGAAUCACAAGAAAACUCAGCAGAGACAGUUUAUUUAUGUGAGCAUGUUAUGGAAAUGGUGGCAAACUAUCAAUUCAUUGCAAAUUUGAGCAAAAUUGACUAUUUUCCGUUCACGUUAGCUAAUUCUUCAAUAUGGCGACAACCAUAAUCAGUGAAAAUAAAACGAAAGCAAGUUUACUUUUAUGAUGACCGCAAUAAACCUAGAAAUAUCGUAGUUCUGCUUUUCCACCAACAGAUGUCGUUACUAAUCGAACGGAUCGCCAUCUGUUGAGAGUUUUAACAGUUUUAUUGUGGUAAUAAUGAUUGCCAGAAGGUUUACAAAUCGGAAAAUUUUGUUUACUCUUAAAAUCUGUCUUUAUGGAUAUCUUCAAGUAUACUAUAAAACAUUUUAUCAAUGGUUUUCCUAAAAGCAGUCAUAAAACUGCGAGUUUUAAUUAUUGCUGUAAUAAAAAUCAAACAAAACCCAUCAGCAAUGAAAUUGUUACUUGGGAUAUAUAUAAAUGAGUUUGAAGUUCCUUUGAGGCAACAAAACUCACGAACAGGUGAACCGCUCAGGAUGACUUAUGCAGGGUUUGAUUAGUAUUCAUGGUGGCUGUGUUUAUAUGCAGUAAAAGUUACGAAAAUCAUUUAAAAAAGAAUGAAAAUUGUGAAAAUACUGAUUUUUAAUGAGCCGGGAACAAACUCAGCGUGAUCAAAAUUAAAUCAUUGCUGCGAUGACCUCAACAGUUGUCAAACCACCGCAGCUUGGCAAGACAAAGUUUGCCGGGACAGCUUUGAACCUUUAAAAUCUAUCAAAUUUAAUAUAAAGGUCGCACCAUUUACACUAAGGAAUCCUCAAAUGAUUUCAGGGAGGAAUCUCAGAAGGAAUUCCAGGAGGAGCUCUGAAGAAACUCCUGGAGGAAUCUAUGAAGAAGCUUCUUGACUUAUCUUUUCAGGAACUAUUGUAUGAAACCCUGAAGUAAUUUCUACAGGUACAGUUGGUUUAAGAAUCUCUCUUAAAGAGAUCCCUGCAGAAACUUCUGAAGAAAUCUCUUAUUGUAAUUUUUGAGGACUUUAAGAAGGAAAUCCAGGAAAAAUCUCUCGGAAUCCCAAGGGAAUUACAGCAGGAAUCCAUAAAUACAUUUCAGCGGUAAUUUCUGAAGGAAUUCGAGAAGAAAACCUCUAAUUCUAGGUGGAAUCAAUUUAUUGUUAUAUGGAAAAUCUACAAUACAUUUGUUAGUCAGGGGUCAAUCUAUUAUUUAUUUUACUUGUCAGAUACUCCCCGGUCUUUGUCUUUUUUUCGAAUUGCUCAUCAUUCCAUAGAUGUCAACAUGGAUCUCCCGACCUGGUCUUCAGGAGCCAGAUUGAUUGGAUCAAAUCGUUCCAAUCGUCCGUUUACUUUUCGACUCCAUUAGGUGACAAAAGGCUCACUGAAUGAUGUUUUAUAUUUCUUCUCCAAACAUGUCGAGAUUUAUCGAACAAUGACGUACAUGAGGUGUAAAACUUUACGUGUCAAUUCCAUUGGAAUCGAAUGGCGCAAGAGCUCUCAUCCCUCAGAACACCUCCGUCAAUCUUGCCAGUCACGCCGUGUUCGGUUGUCUUGCUUCGCUGUGUGGUGACGAAGAAUUUGGAACGCGUGAUUAAUUGUCAGCACGCGCCUUGUGUCUACCUUCCGUCGUCUACAUGGGAAGAUUCUUUCUCCUCCCUGAGAAUAAAAAAGGAGACAGACGUGAGCAGCUGUGAUGUGUGGUUUUACAGCGCCACUUGGCCAUUUAGUCAAAUUUGCUCCAUUCGUGUUCAACACUUCAUUUGUCUCUUCGUUUUCGGCAAGAUGGAUGGUGGGUUUCAGUGUUGGUGUUCUAGAGAGCAAUCACAUUUGAACAGAUGGAAAUUGGACUUUUUACGACGAUUUAAACUGAGAUGUGUGAACCUCCGGAAGAUUAGUUCAGCUAACGAUCUGUUGAUUGGCGUAGUUAACAGAGGAUUAUAAGAUUUUGAGAAACAGCUGGACGAUGGUACAUCAUUCUCAAUUGGUGUAAAUCUUUCAGUUCAGAUUCAAAAUGACCCAUCUCUUUAGCGAAAUCCCGUUCAAAUAUUCAUUGCAUCGUAGAAAGGUGUCGGUGGGACAGGGCAUUCAUUUGACAUGAGCUUAUCCCAGCGUUGUGAACCUCUCUUCGGAUGGUUGACGACUAUUGUGUGGCACAUCUGUCUCAACCUACACCAUUUGUGCAACCGAGCGAGCAACAUGGCCCCCGGUGGAUGGAUGAAGAAACAAACCCACGUGGUUCAACCUUCUGGCAACGCUCUGGGAACAAUUAGGAAUGCAGGUCUGAACCUAGGCAGAAGCGCAGUGAAUCUCUCCGAUCAGCAUCCAGUAGGUAGUCGGUCGGGGAGCGGGUGGAAGGUGGCCUCCCCAUUGAGUGUCAUGUUCAUCUUUGUCAUCAUCAUCAUCCUCUGGCUCGCCGGCCGGUUGGCUGGCUGGAACCUUUGGAGAAUCCCUUGUUCCCGAAAGGCGCCGCCGCUCUCGCCUGUCAUUCAAGUGCCAACGCCAGACGCCCGGUUCGACUAUUAUAAGGUUUGCCUCCUCCAGCAGCUAUUUUCGGGAUCUUGAUGCCGUGGCUACCGAGCACAGGAAAAAAAGAAGUGAACAUGGAGGAAACUGGAACCGAAAGAGGAAAAUGGUGUAAAUUGUAAAUAGCUGUUAAUUAAUUGGAUUCAUUUACUUUUCUGCUUUGCGCGUCCCGUCUAUUAGGAUCGUGUUCGGGACCGUGCUGCAGAAGAAAGCGGUGAGUUAGACAAGCCGUCUUGUUCUACCACCCGAGAGGAAGUUUGCGAUGGAUUGCGCUGCUUUUGGCUGACAGUCUCAUUGCGCUCGUUACGGCCAUCAGUCUCAGCUUUUCCACUAGGGAAGGAUAGGAAACGGCUCGGAUCCGGAUCACGUUUUGACGUUGUUUUCCGGGAGAUCCUAGGGCGGAGAAUUAUUCAUGGAACAUGAAGACUGGUUUCUUCUUUUAUUGGUAGGAACCGUACAUUGAAGCUUCUCAGUUUCAGGCGAGCUGUUCCUAACGUGAAGGGUAACUACCUCAGUACUGCCACCAAUACGCUUGCGUCUGCCUCUACCUGCAAUCAUGUACUUCAUCUUAGUCGACUUUAUUGUCAAGCUUAUUCUUGCAAAUGAUUUCUUCACUGCUGAUUGUACAAGAAAUGUCAAAUAAGAUCAAUAUCCUCCGUAAAUCCAAGAAUCGUGUGUGACCGUGUGAUGUUAGUGCCAUUCUACUUCACAAAAAGUUACAGCUAGUUGAACCAGCCCUGUCAUCCUCCUUAGUCACGGUUAGUCGACGACUAAGGAGCUUUAUUUUUAAGUCAAAAAAGAUUUUUUUUUUUCAAAAUAACCAUGUAAAAUGGUUAAUGUGAUUAUUACCACCACCCACGUGGUGCACAUUUUCAAAAAAAAAAAAUCACUUCACUUCACGACCACCCCCUCAGGAGGCAAAAUUUGAUAAAACGUUAUUUUUGACCAUUUUGGGUGUUCAGUGUUAACGCCCUGACCGUACCAGAUUGAGUGUAAAUGGGAUUUGACAAAAGUCGGUACCCACGACCACCCCCUCAGGAAGUAAACGUUAUUUGAGAGCAUUUUGGGCAAUUCAAAUUGACAAAAAAGUUGAACACUUUUUGAAAAGUGAAAAAUUUGCCUGUCCCGAUCGUUUAGUCUAUUCCCUGUAAGUGGGUUGAAAUUACAAGUUUAUUACAGGAGGUGGUUUGCGCUUUAUUGCUACAAACAGGAGUGGUCUCCAGUGCACAUACAAACUCAUGGCAGGCAAUGAAAGCCCUUCAAAUAAUAAUUAAGGAAGUGCUAAAAAAAUACUAAGUUGAAAAGAGGCGGGUCAAUUCAGUUGGAACGUUGAACCGUACAGAAGAAGAAGACUGGCGCGAUUCAAAUAUAAUUUUUGAAUGGUGUUUUUUUUUUCAAAAUGUUCAAAAUGCUUUAAAAAAUGUUUUAAAUUGUUCAAAAAACUUGGCCUUCUGCAUCUAUUUGUCUAGAAAUAUAACCAGAAAUCCUUCUAUGAGUUUGAUACGGUACUUUAUUUCCAGGAGAAUCUCCAGAAAUUUCGCCAUUUUUCAGCAAAAAAAAAUGUGCACUGAUAGUUAUCAUGAAAUCAUAAAUUUUAAAAUGCUGGCAUAACAAAUGAAUUGUAGAGUAGAGAGCUUGCAUGGAAUCCAAGCUAAGCAAAAAAAAAAGUCAGAAUAAAAAUUCCCAUAACAUAAAAGCACUCACACAAGGUCAAAUAUUUGACGAGGAAUGAACUAAAGAUCAAACAUCUGUUUGACACUAAUUAAAAUUUGAUCGAGAACAAGAGGUUUGAGCAUUGGUUUCUUAUUGGACAAACAUUUAAGCAGUUCCGUCGUGCGGGGUGUCAUUGGGUCACUAUUCCGCACAUCAAGAAUACGACGGGAAUGCAUAUUGUGUGCAAGACUACUAGAAUAAUAAUUCUAAGGUACUUUGCAUCCACCGUCAGAUUAUCUUAUUGUUACCACACUAUCUGGGCACACUGGUGAAGUGGAGAUGACGCCCAAUACCUACGAUCAGCAUGACAUGUGUCAACGUUAGGCAUAUCAUCGAGCAGGGAGAAAACGAACAAAAAUAAGAAGACCAUAAAAAACAAAGUUUACUAAAACGUGACACUGACGAGAAUUCCAAAUUAUAGUCUAAAUUAAGUAUAUUUCUUUCUAAAUUUGUUACCCUACGCUAGCUUGCACUCACAGGUGAGUGGGAGUGAAAGAAGAAUAUUGAAUUUGUUAUUCUAAUCCUAUUUCUAAUAUUUUGUAGUCGAUAUUGAGUUUGGUAUCGCAUAGCACUGUAGAGAAUAGAAGAGGUACUGAAAAAUGCGAGAAAGGUAGAAGUUGAAAGAGAGAAUAACGGGGUUGCCAUGGAGACGCAGGGUAGAAGGCAGGUAAACAGAACUAAUAAAUCAGUCUUGUGAAUUAUUUUGACGGAAACAAACGUGUUUUAUUUCGCGGUGGAAAUUGGCCGAAAGAACCAACCCCAAACAGUUUUGAGGCCUGGAAAUAGAUUCCACUCGUUUCGGACACGACAUUGGCGCAUCAGCUCCCGAAAAGUAAGUUCCGCGGGUGUACAUUUGCAUUAUGAAUGCUGAUUGAAAGUUGGAAUGCCGUGUAUCGUGCACAGAUGGGACUGAAUAAAGAAAUAUGCCCAUCGUAGGUGGAGACUAGAGACUAAAAAGACACGAGAAUUUAUCCUUCAAGUAAAGUAAGUACACACACAUAUUCUGCUCAUGCAUGAAGUGCUAGUAAGAUUUUGUAUUAAUGCUUUAAAAGUUCAGAUUUUCAUUUGGCCUAGUUCGUCAAACACAAUUAUUGUUCAAGAAUGUUCCAUUUUUUUUCUCCAACAUUCAUUCAGUUGCGAGAGUUAUCCGUGUGAGAGUGGAGAGAGAAAAACAUCUCACUGCGGUUUUCAUUCGCAAGUGGGAAAUAACUGUAACUUAGCAACCGUUAUUCGCCACUUGUCAAUCAACACACACACAUAGAGGCUAAAGUGGUAAAAGAAUGCAUACUAAUGUGCAGCAUAACAAGUUGAAAUCACUUUUUGUUUUCAUUAAGCUAUUUGGCUUGAUAGUCGAUGGAAAACAUGCAUACACUGGCUUGGUUAUUUCCCCACCGGUUUUGAUAAUGUUGCUGGUAUUUUCAUCGUUGCAGAAUUUCCUAUUGCAUUAUUGAUAUUUGCUACAUGUGCUGCAAAACCAUGCCCUGUGAGAUAUCACAUCACAUGUUCGAGUCGUUCUGUCAAAUGGAAUUUUCAAAAACCACAGAUAACAGACGUUUAUGCUUAUAUUGGCAAUGUGUGUAAAAAUGCCCAACAGCCGUUUUGUAUGUAACGAGCAGCUGAAACUCAUGUGGCAAUCAUUUAGAGAUGGCGCAGUGAUCGAUAGUCAGUGAUCGCUUUCAAGAUUGAAUGCACUACGCAAUUUUACAUUCAAGAUUGUAUUCGAUCUUGAAUGAAAGUGGAACUUUGAACUAUUCUUGCAUUCAAGUUAGAUGUAAUGUCGCAAUCAAUUGAGUAGAUGGCGGUAGUGAGCCAACGUAUAUCGUUUUGAACAUUUACACAGGAUUCUGCGAAAAAUUUGUACUAGCAUAAACAUCUGUUAUCUGUGCAAAAACAAACUCUUAUUGGAAUAAAACAUAGAUGAUGUACUAGUUUUCCAAUUGCAUAUCGGACUAGAUUUUCCGAUAGGAUAUCGGUCGGACGUAGUAAGUGUGUUUUAUUUUCAUUCAUGUUGUCUACUGCACCCAGCAUCAGCUGUCGGGAAUGACUAAGAUGUGUUUUAUUUUUGUUUGAGUGCGCUGCAAAUCAAGUAUCGCAAGUAUGCACGGAGCUCACACCCAAUCAUUCAAGUACAAAGCGCGUGCAAGCGAAUACAAAAAAAAAAUGGGAAGCACAACUAAUUAAAAAAAAAUGAAUACAUUUUAAAAAAUAUCUUUAAGAACGAUCGCAACGCCCAAGGCACGUUUUGGAAAGCAUAGCACAUAGUACGGCGACGGUAUCGUUGUUUUAUUUUUUUUCUCGUUCCGAGUACGUAUAGUUCCUUAUGCGCUGGAAUUUUUAAAGAAUUUAUCAUACAGUUUCCACUACAGUAAGGUGCCAUUCGUCAGUUUAUUUGUUUUAUUGUUAAAUUGAUUAGUUCAAUAAUGUCUGUGUUACAAUAAAGUAUCUUUAAUUUUUUCUGUUAAAAAAAAUAAGAAUGCUUUUGCGGUCGUAACCUAAGAAACUAUAGAGUUUUGCAUAGAAAUUUAACCUCAAUUUACUUCCCGAGGGGGAAGAGAACGCAGCGAACAGGAAGCAAAACAAAUCACCGGAAACUGUCAAAACGCGUGUAGGAGAGAAGAGGGCAGGAAGAACGUGAGUAAAACUAACGUUCGUUCGUGACGGCAUCGUGCAAAAUUCAACAAUAAAAUAAUGCAGAGUAUACCCAUACAAGCAAUUAAAUCAAGGUGCAUUAAUACAUAUUGAAAAAAUAAAAUAAAAUAAUAUAAAUUGGCUACAAAAUAACUAUAACGGUGUUUAAAUAUUUAACAUUGAGAUGUUCAUCUAGAUAGUUGAGUUAUGAGUUAUUCCACAGAUAACAGACGUUUAUGCUUAUAUUGGCAAUGUGUGUAAAAAUGCCCAACAGCCGUUUUGUAUGUAACGAGCAGCUGAAACUCAUGUGGCAAUCAUUUAGAGAUGGCGCAGUGAUCGAUAGUCAGUGAUCGCUUUCAAGAUUGAAUGCACUACGCAAUUUUACAUUCAAGAUUGUAUUCGAUCUUGAAUGAAAGUGGAACUUUGAACUAUUCUUGCAUUCAAGUUAGAUGUAAUGUCGCAAUCAAUUGAGUAGAUGGCGGUAGUGAGCCAACGUAUAUCGUUUUGAACAUUUACACAGGAUUCUGCGAAAAAUUUGUACUAGCAUAAACAUCUGUUAUCUGUGGUUAUUCAUUGCAUGUACUCUGUGUUGUUCAUUAAUUACCACAUUAUUACCUACUUCCCCAAUACUGAUUAUGGUUCUAGUAACCAAGUGUAAAUAAAAUAUGAGUUGUUCAUUUGGAUAGUUGAAUUCUGUGUUGCCCUCUAGUAAAUUCCUGUUUCGUGUUCGAAAGAAAUCGCUCAAGAAACUUCUUGAAAGAUUCCUGGCAGGAAUUUUCUACGGUGACUGCCAUUUGAACUGUCAUUUCUUCGCAUGUGCGUACUGCGAUCGAAGAAAAAACGAUGUCUUGACCGAUUCAGACAAGGAAUUUCCCAUGCAUCUAGAUAGGCUGAGAAAUUCCUUCUGAUCUUCAAACAGCCCUUAACCAAGUGGAAAUGAACUCUGAGUUGUUCAUCAAGAUAGUUGAGUUCUGAGUUACUCACUACAUGAACACAGAGUUGUUCAUGAUUUACUAUCACUCUUGUGGAUUCUGUGUUGCCAUCUAGUAACCAAGUUGAAAUGAACUCUGAGUUGUUCAUCAAGAUAGCUGAGUUCUAAGUUCCUGACUACAUGAACUCUGUGUUGUUCAUGAUUUACUAUCACACUCGUGGGCUUUGCGUUGUCCUCAUACUCAUUAUGCUUCUAGUAGCCAAGAGGAAAUGAACUCUGAGUUGUUCAUCAACAUAGUUGAGUUCUGAGUUACUCACUGCAUGAAUUCUGUGUUGUUCAUGAUUUACUAUUACUCUCAUGGAUUCUGUGUUGCCCUCUAGUAACGAAGUUGAAAUGAACUCUGAAUUGUUUAUCAAGAUAGUUGAGUUCUGAUUUACUCACUGCAUGAACUCUGUGAUGUUCAUGAUUUACUAUCACACUCGUGGGCUCUGCGUUGUCCUUAUACUCAUUAUGCUUCUAGUAGCCAAGUGGAAAUGAACUCUGAGUUGUUCAUCAAGAUAGUUGAAUUCUGAGUUAUUCACUACAUGAACUCUGUGUUGUUCAUGAUUUACUAUCACUCUCGUGAAUUCUGUGUUGCCAUCUAGUAACCAAGUUGAAAUGAACUCUGAGUUGUUCAUCAAGAUAGUUGAGUUCUGAGUUACUCAUUACAUGAAUUCUGUGUUGUUCAUGAUUUACUAUUACUCUUUUGUGAUGCCCUCUAGUAACCAAGUUGAAAUGAACUCUGAAGUGUUUAUCAAGAUAGUUGAGUUCUGAGUUACUCACUGCAUGAACUCUGUGAUGUUCAUGAUUUACUAUCUUACUCGUGGGCUCUGCGUUGUCCUCAUACUCAUUAUGCUUCUAGUAGCCAAGUGGAAAUGAACUUUGAGUUGUUCAACAAGGUAGUUGAGUUCUGAGUUACUCACUACAUGAACUCUGUGUUGUUCAUGAUUUACUAUCACUCUUGUGGAUUCUGUGUUGCCAUCUAGUAACCAAGUGGAAAUGAACUCUGAAUUGUUCAACAAGAUAGUUGAGUUCUGUGUUACUCACUACAUGAACUCUGUGUUGUUCAUGAUUUACUAUCUUACUCGUGGGCUCUGCGUUGUCCUCAUACUCAUUAUGCUUCUAGUAGCCAAGUGGAAAUGAACUCUGAGUUGUUCAUCAAGAUAGUUGAGUUCUGAGUUACUCACUACAUGAGCUCUGUGUUGUUCAUGAAUUACUAUCACACUCGUAUAUUCUGUGUUGCCCUCUAGUAACCAAGUGGAAAUGAACUCUGAGUUGUUCAUCAAGAUAGUUGAGUUCUGAGUUACUCACUACAUGAACUCUGUGCUGUUCAUGAUUUACUAUCACACUCGUGGGCUCUGCGUUGUCCUCAUACUCAUUAUGCUUCUAGUAGCCAAGUGGAAAUGAACUCUGAGUUGUUCAUCAAGAUAGCUGAGUUCUGAGUUACUGACUACAUGAACUCUGUGUUGUUCAUAAUUUACUAUUACACUCGUGGAUUCUGUGUUGCCCUUCAGUAAAUAAGUGGAAAUGAACUAUGAGUUGUUCAACAAGAUAGUUGAGUUCUGGGUUACUGACUACAUGAACUCUGUGUUGCUCAUGAUUUACUAUCACACUCGUGGAUUCUGUGUUGCCAUCUAGUAACCAAGUUGAAAUGAACUCUGAAUUGUUUAUCAAGAUAGUUGAGUCCUGAGUUACUUACUGCAUGAACUCUGUGAUGUUGAUGAUUUACUAUCACACUCGUGGGCUCUGCGUUGUCCUCAUACUCAUUAUGCUUCUAAUAGCCAAGUGGAAAUGAACUCUGAGUUGUUGAUCAAGGUAGUUGAGUUCUGAGUUAUUCACUACAUGAACUCUGUGUUGUUCAUGAUUUACUAUCACUCUCGUGGAUUCUGUGUUGCCAUCUAGUAACCAAGUUGAAAUGAACUCUGAGUUGUUCAUCAAGAUAGCUGAGUUCUGAGUUACUCACUGCAUGAACUCUGUGUUGCUCAUGAUUUACUAUCACUCUCAUGGAUUCUGUGUUGCCAUCUAGUAAUCAAGUGAAAAUGAACUCUGAGAUGUUCAUCAAGAUAGUUGAGUUCUGAGUUACUCACUGCAUGAACUCUGUGAUGUUCAUGAUUUACUAUCACACUCGUGUGCUCUGCGUUGUCCUCAUACUCAUUAUGCUUCUAAUAGCCAAGUGUAAAUGACCUCUGAGUUGUUCAUAAAGGUAGUUGAGUUAUGAGUUACUCACUACAUGAACUCUGUGUUGUUCAUGAUUUACUAUCACUCUCGUGGAUUCUGUGUUGCCAUCUAGUAGUAGCCAAGUUGAAAUGAACUCUGAGUUGUUCAUCAAGAUAGUUGAGUUCUGAGUUACUCAUUGCAUGAACUCUGUGUUGUUUAUGAUUUAAUAUUACUCUCAUGGAUUCUGUGUUGCCAUCUAAUAACCAAUUGGAAAUGAACUCUGAAUUGUUCAUCAAGAUAGUUGAGUUCUGAGUUACUCACUGCAUGAACUCUGUGAUGUUCAUGAUUUACUAUCACACUCGUGGGAUCUGCGUUGUCCUCAUACUCAUUAUGCUUCUAGUAGCCAAGUGGAAAUGAACUCUGAGUUGUUCAUCAAGAUAGCUAAGUUCUGAGUUACUGACUACAUGAAAUCUGUGUUGUUCAUGAUUUACUAUUACACUCGUGGAUUCUGUGUUGCACUUCAGUUAAUAAGUGGAAAUGAACCAUGAGUUGUUCAUCAAGGUAGUUGAGUUCUGAGUUAUUCACUACAUGAACUCUGUGUUGUUCAUGAUUUACAAUCACUCUCGUGGAUUCUGUGUUGCCAUCUAGUAACCAAGUUGAAAUGAACUCUGAGUUGUUCAUCAAUAUAGCUAAGUUCUGAGUUACUCACUGCAUGAACUCUGUGUUGUUCAUGAUUUACUAUCACUCUCAUGGAUUCUGUGUUGCCAUCUACCCAAGUAACCACGAAGCCGUAUAUAAGUGCAUCAAUUUUGUCAUAUAUUUAUAUUUAAAAUUGUGUAUAUAAUGCUGCAUUACUUUAAACACCUCAUUGAAGUAAUAUUAAAGUCGAAAAGGGCCCCACUAAAAUCAAAUUAGUGCCUCAUAUUGCAGCACGUUGACAGCCAUUGCUAAAGUGACAUAAAUGCAUGUGCUGUACAUUUGCAUUUGCACAUGCUUAAUACGUGCAACUCGAAAAACCAAAACAAAAAUCUAUUUUUAGCACCGUUUCGUUAUCGACGGUACUAAUGCCCCCACAUGAAUGUUUUAACCAUCAUUUUUUUGUUGUUGCCGGGUCGGGAGUCGAACCAGAAGUGUUGAAGACCGCUAGAUGAGUUCCAUACGCGCUGGUGCCUUGGACUGUUUCUGCUGCAGUGAUAACAACAGAAAUUUCAUUAACUAAAAGGAAACUGUUCUUCUGACUUAAUCAUUGCUGUAGAGUGCAAAACGACUAUGCCAUAUGUAAUAGAAUCCCUGUAAUUACAUUCUGAAAAAUCACUGAAAAAUACAUAAUGCAUUUUAGAAUAUAUUUAUUCAAUAUAACAAAAUUAAAACACCCCUCGCACACUACUCAUUUGUUAAUUGUGGUUUCCAGCAUUAUUGGCAUGCGAUAGCAGGCAACAGAAAUUAAGAGAAAAAGUCAUCUCUAAAAAGGUUUUGCUGAAGAAAGUCGUGGAUCGGUGGUUCAAACAGGGAAUAAGUUGGUCGGGAGUCGAACCAGAAGUGUUAAAGACCGCUAGAGUUGACCGUAAAGUUGUUCACUCUUCUUGAUUUCAUUUGUUUACCAUUAGAGUCAAGCUUUUAUAAUUGUAUUGUUAGAGCAACCUUUGCUAGUUUGUACAUUGCAUUUAUCCAGUUUUUGCAGUGCUGAAUUAUUGAAUUAUCGUAUAUCACCUUUUAAUGCACCCUAAUGUAAAGAAAAAAUGUAAUGCAUCAAUACAUUGAUAAUGCCAAUUUAAAGGAUUAUUGCGUGAGAAGUGUGGAAUUACUGCAUUUUGCAUUGCAAAGGUUCAUAUUCAGUCUAAUUCGUGCAAUGAUAUAAUGCUUGUGGUUACUUGGGUAGUAAUCAAGUGGAAAUGAACUCUGAAUUGUUCAUCAAGAUAGUUGAUGCGUUGUCCUCAUACGCUUCUAAUAGCCAAGUUGAAACGAACUCUGAGUUGUUCAUCAAGGUAGCUGAGUUCUGAGUUACUCACUGCAUGAACUCUGUGUUGUUCAUGAUUUACUAUCACUCUCAUUGAUUCUGUGUUGCCAUCUAGUAAUCAAGUGGAAAUGAACUCUGAAUUGUUCAUCAAGAUAGUUGAGUUCUGAGUUACUCCCUGCAUGAACUAUGUGAUGUUCAUGAUUUACUAUCACACUCGUGUGCUCUGCGUUGUCCUCAUACUCAUUAUGCUUCUAAUAGCCAAGUGGAAAUGAACUCUGAGUUGUUCAUCAAGGUAGUUGAGUUCUGAGUUACUCACUACAUAAACUCUGUGUUGUUCAUGAUUUGCUAUCACUCUCGUUGAUUCUGUGUUGCCAUCUAGUAGUAACCAAGUUGAAAUGAACUCUGAGUUGUUCAUCAAGAUAGUUGAGUUCUGAGUUACUGCAUGAACACUGUGUUGUUCAUGAUUUACUAUCACUCUCAUGGAUUCUGUGUUGCCAUCUUAUAACCAAUUGGAAAUGAACUCUGAAUUGUUCAUCAAGAUAGUUGAGUCCUGAGUUACUCACUGCAUGAACUCUGUGAUGUUCAUGAUUUACUAUCAACUCGUGGGCUCUGCGUUGUCCUCAUACUCAUUAUGCUUCUAGUAGCCAAGUGGAAAUGAAGGCUCUGCGUUGUCCUCAUACUCAUUAUGCUUCUAGUAGCCAAGUGGAAAUGAACUCUGAGUAGUUCAUCAAGAUAGCUGAGUUCUGAGUUACUGACUACAUGAACUCUGUGUUGUUCAUGAUUUACUAUUACACUCGUGGAUUCUGUGUUGCCCUUCAGUAUAUAAGUGGAAAUGAACUAUGAGUUGUUCAACAAGAUAGUUGAGUUCUGAGUUACUGACUACAUGAACUCUGUGAUGUUCAUGAUUUACUAUCACACUCGUGGAUUCUGUGUUGCCCUCUAGUAAAUAAGUGGAAAUGAACUCUGAGUUGUUAAUGAUUUACUAUCACACUUGUAGUCGCUGAUUGGUCGAAAUUGAUAUACGUUUGCUGCGAUCAGAUCGCUUUGUUAUUGGUUUGACCGUGUGGUAGUUUGUAGGUUAUCAUGUGAUAAAAUAUUCAAAAACAUAGUAUUUUCAUAUUCAUGUUUCAUCGACUUCAAAAUAUCUGCAUUCAAAUGUAAUCAACCUAAAGUGGCUCAUUGUCUGAAAUACCAUUGAUACCAUUGAUUUGUUUCAUACAUUUCACUAUAAAUCGAACGAAAAAAUAACAAGGCAGGUGAAUUUCUGUUGUCACAUUCUAUCCUAGAUUAAAAGUAUAAUCCGCGUCCUGUAAAUAUGUUGAUUUCAUCCGUUGAUUUAUUUUUUUAUUUUUUUCUUGUUAAACCAAUUGGCUGAGCUAAACAAUCACACUUGAAUUGUUCUAAUUAUUUUUUUAUAUGCUGAAUUUAAAAUAGUAAUUUCUUCUAAUUGAGCGACAUGCCGCUACCAAUGUUUUCAUUGUGGGUUAUAAUGCGGGGUUACCGGUAGCAUUCCUCAUUGAUUCAAGAGUGGAAGAUUGUCUACGCAAUAAAAACGUUCAAUUUACUAACAAAUAAUGAUUAACUCAAUUCCAUUAUAUAUAGCGUAACAACUGGAUCAGUAAAACAUCUUCAUGCGUUCACAUCUGAAGGAGAGCUGACAUGUACUCUUGCUGGUACAAUUACCAAUGGUUCACAUUGGUGAUUCUGAGAAUAAUUUUUUGGUAGCCUGAAAUGAGAAAUGAUGUCGUAGCCUUUGCUUAAAAAUUAGAACUCUGGCCUGAGAAUUUUUGGGCGUAAUCCGUCAAUACCAUCAGCUUGCCGACAAUUACCAAACUCAAGAGAUCUUACUGAUAGAUUUUACCUCAGAAUCCAAUCAUAAAUCGGGCGAAUUCUUACUCAUAGUGGACACAUACUCCAGAUAUAUAAACGUUGUAGGAAAGAGGUGCGAGGAUGCCAAAACCACAAACACAGAUCGCAACAAAAUCUUCCAUCAGUGGGAACUAACUUUAGCACUGCAAAGAGCGAUAAUGACCCGUCAUUCAAAAGUAACGAACUCUUGGCGUGUUGGCAGAACAAGAUGGUAUUAUGAAAAUAGACCUUAAUUAAACCUUUCAGUAGAAAGCUUAAAAAAAAAACAAGGUGUGAUAAAGGCUGCUGCUGGUUCUAAGGAGAAUAGAAUAAACUUGAUAUUGGUAUGUCCAAAAUACUUCACAUCCACAUUCAAAACACGGAGUCACACCAUUUGAGUACCGAGGAAGUUUCGCUAGCUUGUAAGAGUCGAAAGCUGUUGACUGUGAUCAAAUCGAACCAAGGACGCUGAAUCAAAAUUAUUAAGCAAAAAUACGUUGAUAAUCACAGAGGAGCAACCCUCAGCCAUUAGAGCCGGAAAUAAAGUUGUUGUGGUUCUACAAAAAAAAAAAAAAAAAAAAACUGGUCCAACGUAUUCAAACGAACGCUUCACCGUUCUUACGACGCAAAGAGCAAAAGUUAUUAUUUGGAGCGAAUACACACGCUAUCUAUACCCAGGACGUGGUUCAAUCAUCAGAAUUUGGAUUGAGAAACGAAUGUAGAAUCAACGAUAAUCUUCGCAUGGAUAGUUUAAACAAUGCAAUUGCUGGUUUCGGUAAUCUCAAUAACGAUGGUGAUACUAUAACAGUCUAUUCUAAUAACAUUUGAACUUCCAGUGAUUGAAAAUGGUAUUAAUCUUUUUUUUCAAUUUCAGAAAAUGGGAUUAUGAUUAAUCAUCGCGCGAACGAGGAAUCCAGCAGACUGAGACUCUCGAUUCAUUGAACCGAAGAAGAAAUGAUUUGAUAGCAUAAACGCUGCAGGUCUUCCUAUUCAUAUAUCUAUACGGGAUAUUUUUGGCUCAAAAUAUGAACCUGCUUUAAAACUUUUAUACAAAUUCCUAAAUGAGAUUUGUUAUUUUGUUUGAUACUGUUGAUUUUGUUUGGCAUUCUUUAUUUUCAGCCUUGAAGAUUCAUUUUUAUGACCCCCUGAUCCAACCACACCCUUGGAUUUCUAGAGAUGGUGGACGUUUCACGAUAUGGUACGCUGUCUUUACACACGAUCACGGCUCUGCUGUGGGUCACUAACGUGUGAGCCUUUAGUCUUAAGAUAUUAUUGUAAUGUUUUAAGAAAAGAUAAAGAGGUUUUGUGCCUUUUUAAGAAAGAUUUCGAAUUUGAGGAAAUCACUCAAAGGGGCUUUUCCCUUUUUAUAAGUUAAAAAAAAUAUUACCACUGAAACCAACGAGGGGAACUCCACGGGGAACUCGCAAACUGCAGAAAUUUAUAUACAUGUUUUGAACAAUAUUUUUUCAGUAAAGAGUAGGAAAAAGAGAUAAUGUAGAGAAUAGAAGAGGUACUGAAAAAUGCGAGAAAGGUAGAAGUUGAAAGAGAGAAUAACGGGGUUGCCAUGGAGACGCAGGGUAGAAGGCAGGUAAACAGAACUAAUAAAUCAGUCUUGUGAAUUAUUUUGACGGAAACAAACGUGUUUUAUUUCGCGGUGGAAAUUGGCCGAAAGAACCAACCCCAAACAGUUUUGAGGCCUGGAAAUAGAUUCCACUCGUUUCGGACACGACAAGCACCAUAUAGAGUUUAUAACCUUAACGGUUCGGAAUUGAACACUGAAAAAGUAAGCAAUUACAUGAAUUUAUAUUUCCCUGAACUAAUUACCAUUAAUAAAUUUUAGCUUUGAAGCUACCGAACAGGAGCUAUAAAGACGGUGUUUAUUUUGGAAUCCGCAGCAACAAUUCUUCAAAGUUUUUCAUAGCAGUAGUAUGAGAAACGGUGCGACGCAAUGAGUGCAAGCGGAGAAUAUUCCUGUAAAAAAUGCUCGCGGAGGGAUUCGUCGGACAACAUGGUCUGCUGCGACUUCUGUGACGCCUGGGAGCACUAUGGAUGCGCGGGCGUAACAGACUCCAUAAGUGACUCAAAUCGGUCAUUUGUAUGCGUUCGCUGCACAGAAGAGGCCCGAGGAAGUACGUUGAACACCAUCCCUGAGGGCGAAGCGGUAAUGGGACAAGGAGAAACUAUCCCUCCAACGGAAACACCGACCACCGGAGCCAUUCCGAAGAACCGGCACCUGCAAAAGGAUGAUGAUGCCGGAGGUUCAGUGGUCUCGGUUAGCACGUCAGCUUCUAGUAAAAAAUCUCAAAGGAUACAGAUGUGCUUGAACUUACUAGAAGAGACCAAAAAGGUGAAGAUGCGAAUGCUGGAAGAAGAAGAGAAGUAUCUGCAAGCGAAAUUUGAUUUGCUGAUGAAAUUAGGAGAAGAUGAGGAUGGAAGCAAGAAAAGUUCUGUAAGCGCGCGCACUAAACGGAAGCGAUUGGAGAAGUGGCUAAACGAUGGCCAGGAAGUGCAGGACAAACCUGCUAGCGGACAGGUUGGCCAGGUUCCCGUUGCUCCGAUAGUUGAAGGCCUAGCAUCGCAGGAGAUAAACACAACAGUUCCUACUUCUAAAACUGAGUAUGUUUUGAAGAGUCAGGAACAUACUGCUUCUGCCGGGUUAGUGCAGGAAACUUCGACCCCACUACAAGCGGGCCGCACUUUGUUGACAGAUCUGAUCUCGCCUACUACGAUCAUCUCAUCACCUUUGACAGGCAUGACACAGCCUCAGCAAUCACAAGUCUGGCCACUAUCGAGUGGAUAUGGUAGGACUCCUGGAUUACUUCAUUCGGGCCACCAAACCCACAGAGAGCAGUCUAGGGACAAACCCCAAUUCCAUCAGUCAGUGAGCAUCGCAGGAACUGUCGACAUGCCGUCGGCGUCGGAUACCGGGAAAGUACCAGCUACAGCAUCCGUGUAUUCACAGGUUCCGCUGGGUACAGUAACUGGAGCAGAAGGGGAGCACAGAGCUAAAACAGCACUUGCAUUUGCGUCGAACAGUACAACGCCUCACACCACAGCGGGCCCAACGUUAAGUAACCAGUAUAUUCAACCAACGACGUCAUUGCAAAACACAGCUCGAAUGACGGCGACGAACUCAGCACAAUUUUGGAAUGCAGGAUUCCCAUCUAGUAGGAGUCCACUGGAAGAUUGUCUACCCCGACCGACAUUACCAAUCAGCACCCUUGGCGUAGGGACAAGCUCUUGUCUAGGGCCUCUCCACGAGUGGGAUCCAUCGUCUAUUUCAGCAUCCAACCCAGUAUCUGCUAGUAAUCAGUUCGUCGUAGGGCGUCAAUCUAGCAUCGGACAGCAUCAGAUCCCCUGGUCGGCGGCAUCUCAUAUGCCAGGGUCAACGUUCGUUCCUACGGCCGGAAGUGGCUACGGUAUUCCACCACUAGUCAGUGGUAUGUCUGGUGUGCCAAAUUAUCCUCCACAACCAGCAACGUAUGGUCCAACAGGACCACAAAUUGCUGCCCGCCAAGUGAUGCCUCGAGAUUUGCCAACGUUUGCGGGCGACCCCGAAGAUUGGCCGAUCUUUUAUAGUUCAUUCCGUAACACCACCGAGGUUUGCGGUUACAGCGACGCUGAAAACUUAGCAAGACUACAGCGCUGCCUCCGAGGAAGCGCACUGGAUGCGGUCCGGAGUCGCUUACUACUACCUGCAUCGGUUCCGUUCGUAAUGGAGACUCUCCGUAAAUUAUAUGGAAGACCGGAAGUGCUUAUCAAUUCGCUACUGAAGAAGGUUCGUAAUACCCCUUCUCCGAAGGCAGAUAAUCUGCAUUCCAUCGUAACGUUCGGCCUGGCAGUUCAAAAUCUAAUCGACCAUAUGGUCAUUUCCGAUCAGCAAACUCAUUUGGUCAAUCCCAUGCUUCUUCAGGAGUUUGUGGAGAAGCUACCCACAAAUCUUAAAAUGCAGUGGGGGUACUUCAAGAGCACUGUUCCGAAUGCUAACCUGGAAACAUUUAACGUGUUCAUGUCCGGUUUGGUCAAUUUAGCAUCGGACCUGUCGUUGAACACGGAGGUCAGUCAUCACAGCACUACAAAGCGUGGGGAUAAACAUAAAGAAAAGCUUUUUGUUCACGCUCAAGAACAACCGGGGGUGGCAGCUCCCUCAACCGCUGACAAGAAACAAGGCCACGUCGACAAGUCUGCAGUCGCCAAAGUGUGCUCGUAUUGCGAAAACAUGGAACAUCAAAUAUCGAACUGCACCAAAUUCAAGGACCUGGAUGUGGACGGGCGUUGGAAAGCCAUUCGUUACAAGAACCUCUGCCGGAGUUGCCUGAUACCUCAUCGGAAAUGGCCAUGCCGUUCGAACAAGGAAUGCGGCAAAGAAGGCUGUCGUAUACGUCACCAUCCGCUGUUGCACGCUAAUCCCACGGCACCGGUCACGUCGACAGCAAGCACUACCAACCGAGUAGUAGAGCACCAGAACCACCACUUCAAUAAAUCGUUCGCCCUCUUCCGUUAUGUCCCUGUAACGAUUUCUGGAAACGGUAGACAGGUGAACAUAUUUGCCUUUUUGGAUGAGGGAUCAAGCUCUACUCUUCUUGAAUCAAGUAUUGCCGACCAGCUUGGAGUACACGGACCAGUAUCUUCUCUUUGGCUUUCAUGGACUGGUAAUAUAACCCGGGAAGAAAAGGAAUCCAGAUGCGUAGAAGUAACUAUUAGUGGUACCGGACAAAAGAAGAAGUUUUCCAUCAGAAAUGUACAGACAGUUGACGAGCUACAGCUUCCCAAACAAUCUUUCGACUACGAGUGCCUAGUUCAAGAAUUCCCCUAUUUAAAGGGACUUCCUUUAGAAAGCUAUUCCGAUGUGACGCCACGAAUGAUAAUUGGACUGGAACACGUACGCUUGCUGACGACGUUGAAACUACGUGAAGGUGGAAACACAGGACCUGUAGCAGUCAAAACGAGGUUGGGCUGGUGUGCGUAUGGAAAGGGAUUGGAUAACAAGGAUUGCCAAAUGCAGCAGCUAAAUCUCCACUGCAGCGAGGUCGCGACCAACCAAUCACUAUACGAUUUGAUGAAGCAUUUCUUCGAAGUGGAGGAAGCCGUAGUUACUCGGAAACCGGAGGGAGACGAGGAUAGGCGGGCUAUUGAAAUUCUUGAAAAAACAACAAUACGGAAACAAGACUGUUUCGAGACGGGACUGCUUUGGCGAACCGACUGUUUAUCGCUACCAAAUAGUCUACCGAUGGCUACCAAGAGAUUGCUCGCGCUGGAAAAACGCCUGACCCGGGACCCAGAACUUGGCAGGAAAGUUAAGGAAGAGAUUGCGGCGUAUGAAGCUAAGCACUACGCGCACAAGGCGUCGAAAGCAGAGUUGGAACAAGCGGAUCCACUACGUGUGUGGUAUCUUCCCCUUGGGGUGGUCGUUAGUGAGAAAAAACCCGGUAAAAUCCGCCUGAUCUGGGAUGCAGCCGCUAAAGCAGGUGGAGUUAGUUUCAAUGACUUCCUUCUCAAGGGACCUGACUUGCUUACCUCGCUACCCGACGUCCUACUUAGAUUUCGAGAACGAAACAUAGCGAUCUGUGGAGACAUCUGUGAAAUGUUUCACCAGAUAAGGAUCCGGGAACAGGACAAACAAUCACAGCGCUUCCUAUGGCGAAACGGUCCGGAGGAACCCAUGCAGACAUAUAUAAUGGACGUAUCUACCUUUGGCGCCUCUUGCUCCCCGUGUUCAGCGCAAUUUAUUAAAAACAAAAACGCUCGUGAGUUCACAGAGGUUUUCCCGCGGGCGGUGGAUGCGAUCAUCUACAAUCAUUAUGUGGAUGAUUUCCUCGAUUGCACUGACACUGAAGAAGAGGCAAUAGAACUAGUUCAAAACGUAAAAACGAUUCAUGCUGCUGCUGGGUUCAAAAUCAGCAAGUUCCGCUCAAACUCUGAUAAAGUACUCUCGGCUAUCGGCGAACCGGACGGCUGCCAUCAAAAGGUUUUGUGUUCCGACAAGCAGACCACCUCGGAGCGGGUGUUAGGACUGACCUGGAUUCCCUCCUCCGAUGUAUUUACGUUUGACACGACGGCAUUGCUUCCUCGAACAAUACAGGCUGAAGGUGGCACGCCUACCAAACGCCAGGUGCUCCAAACCGUUAUGAAGUUGUUCGAUCCACUGGGAUUAGUAUCCCACUAUGUCGUUCACGGAAAGAUCCUGAUGCAGGAGAUUUGGCGAUCAGGUUCCAAUUGGGAUGAACCUAUUGCUGAUCAUUUGCUGGACCAGUGGCAUCGGUGGAUUGAACUACUUGGACUCCUAUCUGAGGUGCAGGUGCCCCGGUGCUUCUUCAAAGGUGCUUCUUCGAAUUUGCUGCAAAGUCUGCAGUUACAUGUUUUGUGUGACGCAAGCGAGGUUUCCUACGCUUGCGUGGCGUAUCUGCGUAUGGAUACUGGAAAUGGAGGCCGAUGUGCGCUGGUUGCUUCGAAGACCAAGGUGGCACCCUUGAAGCCACUCUCCAUUCCCCGGCUGGAACUUCAAGCAGCGCUGAUUGGGGCACGAUUAUCGCAGAGAAUCACAUCGGCUCUAACAUUGUCGAUCCAAAAAUGUUACUUUUGGUCAGAUUCCUCAACAGUGUUGUCUUGGCUUCGUUCCGACGCCAGACGCUACCACCAAUACGUUGCCUUUCGCGUUGGAGAAAUCCUGUCCAUCACCAGUGCGGAUGACUGGAGACAUGUCCCGUCGAAGUUGAAUGUUGCUGAUGAAGCGACAAAAUGGGGACCUGGUCCAAGCUUUGAACCUGAAAGUCGAUGGUUUCGAGGUCCUUCGUUCUUGUGGGAAUCAGAAAAAUUCUGGCCGACCGAAGAAAAGCAACUAACCACAACCCGCGAGGAAUUACGGACCGCCUUUCAACAUCACAACUGCGCGGUAGAAGAUCCCCUCGUUGAUGCUUCUCGGUUUUCUAAUUGGAACCGUAUGGUGAGGGCAAUAGCCUACUUUCAUCGAGCGGUUGGAAUUUGGCGUAAAAGGCUGACCAAAAAAACAACGGAAUGCAGUUCUACGAAGUGAGGAAAUAUCGAAAGCUGAAACCACCAUCUGGAAAGAGACUCAAGGACAGGCCUUCGCGGAUGAAACAUCGAUGCUGAAAAGGGAAGUUGAAGGUUGUACGAUGCCGAAACGUAGUCCGCUAUACCAGCUGGCUCCAUUCCUAGAUGAUCAGGAGGUCAUACGUUUUCGGAGUCGAAUUGAGGCAGCACCGUGUGCACCGUAUGAAACAAAAUACCCGAUAAUUCUGCCCACCAAGCAUCGUGUGACGUUCUUGCUCGUUGAUAGUUAUCAUCGCCGCUUCCUACACGCUAACAACGAGACUGUUUGCAAUGAGAUCAGACAGCGAUACUACAUUCCCAAAUUGCGCUCGUUGAUCAGGGCAGUUACCAAAAACUGCCAGGCGUGUAAAGUUAACAAAGCCGUUCCUAAGGCUCCUAUUAUGGCACCAUUGCCAAAGGUACGUUUGACCCCAUUUAUUCGAGCCUUUACAUAUGUGGGCUUAGAUUACUUUGGUCCACUGGAUGUGAAGGUAGGAAGAGCCGUGGCUAAAAGAUGGGUGGCUCUUUUCACAUGCCUCACUGUCAGAGCUGUGCACCUCGAGUUGACCCAUAGUUUAUCUACACAAUCGUGUAUAAUGGCCGUCCGACGUUUUGUGGCACGGCGAGGCGCCCCCAAAGAAGUGUACACAGACAACGGGACGAAUUUCCAAGGUGCAGGCCGACGACUAAACGAAGAGAAAAGGAAGCUGCUCAACAUUAGCGAGAAGUGUGCUACGACGUUCACAAAUGCUGAUACUACAUGGUACUACAACGUCCCGGCCGCCCCCCACAUGGGAGGGCCCUGGGAACGUAUGGUAAGGGCAGUUAAGACAGCGAUGAAGGCAAUUUCCGAAUAUCCGAGACACGCGAGCGAUGAAGUUUUGGAGACGGUGUUAUUGGAAGCCGAAAGUGUUGUAAAUUCCCGUCCACUCACCUACGUACCUGUGGAAGGCAUCAAUCAGGAAUCGCUCACUCCCAACCACUUCCUGUUGUAUGGGUCUAGCGGAGUUAAACAACCAACCGGAGCACCAGUAGAUGCGAGGUGCGGUCUACGCCACAGCUGGACGAUUGCGCAGGACAUGGUCAACGGCUUUUGGCGUAGAUGGGUACUGGAAUACAUGCCCAUGCUGACACGGCGAACCAAAUGGUUCGAAAAGGUCAAACCUCUAGAACCGGGCGACCUAGUGAUAGUGAUUGACGAAAACACCAGGAAUUCAUGGGAACGAGGGCGGAUCGUGGAGGUCAUCAAAGGAGCAGAUGGACAAGUACGUCGAGCGGCGGUGCAGACAUCUCGGGGCGUCUUCUUCAGACCUGCUGUUAAACUGGCAUUGCUGGACGUUAGCGAGGCACCGAAGGAAGUAGCUGCUGACCGUGCCGGAAGUGGGUCAUUCCACGGGCGGGGGGAUGUUACCACACUAUCUGGGCACACUGGUGAAGUGGAGAUGACGCCCAAUACCUACGAUCAGCAUGACAUGUGUCAACGUUAGGCAUAUCAUCGAGCAGGGAGAAAACGAACAAAAAUAAGAAGACCAUAAAAAACAAAGUUUACUAAAACGUGACACUGACGAGAAUUCCAAAUUAUAGUCUAAAUUAAGUAUAUUUCUUUCUAAAUUUGUUACCCUACGCUAGCUUGCACUCACAGGUGAGUGGGAGUGAAAGAAGAAUAUUGAAUUUGUUAUUCUAAUCCUAUUUCUAAUAUUUUGUAGUCGAUAUUGAGUUUGGUAUCGCAUAGCACCAUAUAGAGUUUAUAACCUUAACGGUUCGGAAUUGAACACUGAAAAAGUAAGCAAUUACAUGAAUUUAUAUUUCCCUGAACUAAUUACCAUUAAUAAAUUUUAGCUUUGAAGCUACCGAACAGGAGCUAUAAAGACGGUGUUUAUUUUGGAAUCCGCAGCAACAAUUAUAUUGAAUCUGUGAGAUCGAUGGACCAAUGUUACCCACCAGGCCCAAUGUCACCCCGAACGACGGCACAUGUUUUUUGUCCAUGGGCCCCAUUUGGUUUUAUUUUUUUUAUAGGGAAGAGUAAAUGGAAAUUACAG